AUAAUUAUUUAGUUUUGUAAAAUGUUGAACAAAUUUGUGUUCUUAGCAUGCCUCAUGGGCAUUGCUGUUGCACUACCCCAACAACUCCCAUUGGGCGAGAAAUCAGCACGGGCUUUGAAAGUGACAGCUGAUACUUUUGAUUCAUUGAGUCCACGAGAAAAGAUUGAAUCUGUCAAUGAGAUGGCUGAUGUCAUCAUCACUGAAGUUCGUUUGUUAAUGGGCGAUUUAGGUUUGGAUCCCUAUAAGUUACCCGACGUUCAUGAAAACUUCACUUUCAAACCGAUUAUUAUCACUUAUCACGGUGAAUUGGACAUGGAACGCGGUUGGGCACAGGACGUGUCCGAAAUCUACCGUAAUGGCAAUGUUUACAUGGAUUACACUGGUCGUAUCCUUACAAUCAAUGUGCCUAUUAAAUUUAACAAAAUUUUGUUCAACUACGAUUACAACGCUAAAUUGAUGGAUCUGGGACCAGAUGGUAGUAUUGAAGGCAGCGCAACAGAUAUUCAAAUUUAUUUUUCUUUGGCUUUGGAUUUCAAUCAAUUAGUAAUCACAUUGAAUGAAUUUGACAUCGUUAAAAUCGGAAAAAUUUCAUGUAAAUUUACUGGAAAUGGAAUAAUCGACUGGUUUGUCAAUCUCCUCACACCGAUUGUCACUGGCAUCUUCAAGGGGCUGAUCACACUCAUCGCUGAAGUAAUUGUGCGCAGUACAUUGGAGACCGUAAUUGAUUUAUUAAACGAUGCACUCCAAAAUAUCCAACCACCGACCUCAGAGAUUGCGCAAGUACAAGAUAAUGCCAUCAAACACUUUUAAACAAAUGCAUUUUGUCAAGUGUUUUGAUAACACUUGAAUUAUCUGAACGCCAAUCACAUUUAAUUGAAAUAUAAUAGAAAUUCAAUCACACCUGCUGAGAUCCUGAGACAUAGAUAAUUACCGGCGGCGAUAACAUUUACAAACACUGAUUGGUUCUAAAUUUGGAACUAUUUUUGUGUUGAAUUGAUAAAAUUAAUAUUUGUGUAAAAUUUAUACACUUUCAGGUUUCAAACUAAUAAAAAAUGCAUUAAUUUCGUCAAAUAA
Dalotia coriaria is the source of this 1074-nucleotide messenger RNA. RefSeq lists its product as uncharacterized. The record is from RefSeq and is a predicted model, not a curated record. The transcript has 5 exons. The coding region runs from base 22 to 810 and encodes 262 amino acids. Lineage: Eukaryota; Metazoa; Arthropoda; Insecta; Coleoptera; Staphylinidae.